AUGUUACGAAUCCAAAGGCAAUUCUAUACUCUAGCUAGAGGUUCUGUGAAUCCUAAAGCUCUUCCGCGGAGAGUAGUCCUAUCCUCGCCUCUGAAGCCGAGAUUGCCGAAUUCAGCCCUCGGGUCUGUCGGCAUAAACGUUACCGCAAAUUGCGGAAAGCUAAGUGUUGCUUAUGCUGUCUCUAGGCGUCUCUAUAACAGUGGUGGAAAUCCUCAAGGAGGAUUCCGACUUCAAAACCAGCAACAAGAACCGCAAGAAAAAGCCUUAGAUCUCUAUGGUAUCGACCUAACUGCUAUGGCAGAAAAAGGAAAGCUUGAUCCUGUCAUUGGCAGAGAUGAGGAGAUCCGACGCACAAUAGAAGCGGGACUUGAAUUAAAGCAUUUUUCAUUGUUCGUAAAUAGACUGGCUCGCCGAACCAAGAAUAACCCCGUAUUGAUCGGUGAAGCUGGUGUUGGAAAGACAGCUAUUGCUGAAGGAUUGGCCCAAAGAAUCGUGGCAAACGAAGUUCCUGAAUCAAUCAAAAACAGAAGAGUUGUAGCUUUGGACUUGGGUAGCUUAGUAGCAGGGGCUAAAUAUAGAGGAGAGUUUGAGGAUCGCCUGAAGGGAGUCCUUAAGGAAGUCAUCGAAGCCGAUGGCAAGAUCAUUUUGUUCAUCGACGAAAUUCACAAUCUGCUGGGAUUAGGAAAAUCUGAAGGUGCUAUGGAUGCCGGUAACUUGCUAAAGCCGGCGCUUGCUCGGGGUCAACUACGAUGCGCUGGAGCCACAACUAUAGAUGAAUACCGCAAGUAUAUCAUGCAAGACCCUGCCUUGGCAAGACGGUUCCAAUCAGUCAUGGUGGAUGAGCCCACGGUUCAAGAUACUAUAUCAAUUCUGAGAGGCUUGAAAGAACGUUAUGAAGUCCACCACGGUGUCCGCAUAGCAGAUUCUGCUUUAGUAGCUGCUGCUGUUCAGUCCCACCGUUACAUUACAGAUAGGUUCCUUCCAGAUAAAGCCAUCGAUCUUGUUGAUGAAGCGUGCUCAAAACUAAGACUUCAACAAGAGAGCAAACCUGAAGCCUUGGAAAGCUUGGAUCGUCAAAUUAUGACCAUUCAAAUCGAAUUGGAGUCAUUGAGAAAGGAAACCGAUAGUCUUUCCGUAGACAGACGUCAGAAGCUUGAAGAUGAUCUGAAGCAAAAACAAGAACAAUCUGACAAAUUGACAAACCGCUGGCAAGAGGAGAGGCAAAAACUUGAGAAUAUCAAGAGAACUAAAGAGGAACUCGAGCAAGCUCGGGUCGAUCUGGAAACAGCUCAAAGAAACGGCAACUUUCAAAAGGCAUCAGAGCUGCGAUAUGGCAUUAUCCCCAAUUUGGAGAAGAAACUGCCAAAAGAAAGCACAACUGAAGAGACCGAAGAAGGGUCGCUCGUGCAUGAACGUGUUACAUCAGACGAUAUUGCUCGAGUUGUAGGACUGAUGACUGGCAUUCCAGUACAGAAUUUAAUGCGUGGAGAUCGUGAAAAGCUGCUCCAUAUGGAAGAUGCUUUAUCUAAGAGAGUUGUUGGUCAAGAUCCUGCGAUCAAGGCUGUUUCCGACGCUGUCAGAUUGAGCCGCGCAGGCUUGAAUAAUCCUUCAAGACCCAUUGCCUCCUUUUUGUUCCUGGGUCCCACUGGUGUGGGAAAGACUGAGCUAUGUAAAAGCAUCGCUCAGUUCUUGUUCGAUACAGAGAAUGCUAUUAUUCGAGUUGAUAUGUCAGAAUAUAUGGAGCGCUUUGCAGUCAGCAGACUUAUUGGCAGUCCACCUGGUUACGUUGGACAUGAGGAGGGUGGCGAGCUUACCGAGGCUGUCAGAAGAAAGCCCUACUCCGUGAUCCUCUUGGACGAAAUGGAGAAAGCUCAUCGAGAUGUAUCCAACUUGCUUCUGCAAGUUCUGGAUGACGGUAUCCUGACUGACAGCAAGGGAAGAAAGAUCGACUUCAAAAAUACAAUCAUCAUUAUGACUAGCAAUCUUGGUGCUGAAUCCCUUGUGACAGAUGUUGAUCAGGAAGGUAUCGUUAGUGAUAGUGCAAAGACAGAAGUCAUGCACUCAGUUCGCCAAGCCUUUGCACCUGAGUUUGUCAACCGUAUCGAUGAAAUGGUUAUUUUCAACCGCCUGUCUCACAGAGCCUUGAGGGAUAUCGUUGACGUCCGACUUAAGGAAGUUGAGCAAAGACUCAGCGAUCGUCGCAUUAAGCUGGACGUUGACAAGGAAGCAAGCGAUUGGCUGGGAGAACACGGAUACGAGCCUGCCUAUGGUGCACGACCUCUUAACCGACUCAUCCAAAAGAAGCUCCUCAACCCUCUUGCUCGUCUCCUCAUUGAUGGGGGUAUUAGAACUGGCGAAACUGCAAAGGUCACUGUCGUUAAGCUACCAUCCGGUCAGAAUGAACUGGAUAUUAAGCGUAACCAUGCUCCCGGAAGCCAGCCUGCUAGUAGCGAACACGAUGCGAUUGAAGAAGGAAUGGCUCCGAUUGGCGAAGAAGAACAGGCUGAAGCUGAUCAUAAAAAUAACGAUAAAUGA
This is a messenger RNA of Umbelopsis ramanniana AG, 2535 nucleotides long. RefSeq lists its product as uncharacterized. Bases 1 to 2535 code for a protein of 844 amino acids. Gene Ontology annotation, biological process: cellular response to heat. Gene Ontology annotation, molecular function: ATP binding; ATP hydrolysis activity. Lineage: Eukaryota; Fungi; Mucoromycota; Umbelopsidomycetes; Umbelopsidales; Umbelopsidaceae. The transcript has 27 exons. The record is from RefSeq and is a predicted model, not a curated record. Gene Ontology annotation, cellular component: cytoplasm; mitochondrial matrix.